This is a messenger RNA of Rotaria sp. Silwood2, 771 nucleotides long. Lineage: Eukaryota; Metazoa; Rotifera; Eurotatoria; Philodinida; Philodinidae. The record is from the annotation of a GenBank genome assembly.
AUGGGACUAUUAUUUAAUAUAGCAUAUAUGAAUCGCAUUGAUUUCUGUCUUUAUCGAGAUCCAUUGGAAAAAUUUGAUGUACAAGUAAUUGAUCUUACUGGACCGUCUCGUGAAGACACUGAAUCCAAUGAUGACUCUUCUUCGCUAGGCAGUUCACCGAAAGAGAACAGUUCUGAGGAUACAUCGAAGAUCAAUGAUACUAUUUUGCCAGAUGGUAGUGAUAAUGUUUCAAAAGAACAACUGUUGCGUUUCCUUCAACAUUGGAAUAAAAAUAUCCAAAGAAAUCAUCCAAAAGAAGUAUUAGGUUCACAUACUAUAAAUCAACAGCUUCGUCGUAUUCAUUGUAAAAAAAUUACUAUACAGCCAGAUGGGAACUGUUUUUUUCGAGCAAUUUCCCAUCAACUACAUAUGAGCCAAAAUGAGCAUUCAAGUAUUCGAUCUCAAGCAGUAAAUUACAUUAAACUAAAUAUGAACGUCUUUGCACCGUUUAUCAAUAAACGUAGAUAUCCAACAAUACAAAGGUAUAUUGAACGAAUGCAACAAGAAGGAACUUAUGCUGAGCAUCUAGCAAUUUCAGCUACAGCAGUUGUCAUCAACAGAAAUAUAAUUGUUCAUGAAAUAGGUCAAAUACCACUGUUAAUUCCUGGUUCCAGUUCUCUGGACGAUCAAUUGCAUAUAUGGUAUGAUCCUGUGAAGAAACAUUACGAUAGUGUCGUUUGUCUUAAUGAUAGUUUGCCACGUCUGUCUUCUGAACAAAUUUUAAUCACUUGA